Molecule: messenger RNA, 3507 nt
Organism: Frieseomelitta varia
Lineage: Eukaryota; Metazoa; Arthropoda; Insecta; Hymenoptera; Apidae
Gene: klhl10
Product: kelch-like protein 10
Exons: 9
Coding region: 799-2769 (656 amino acids)
Molecular function (GO): protein binding
Source: RefSeq, a predicted model, not a curated record
GACUAAAUUCUCGAUAUAAAGUCUCCGUCUCUCGUACAUUUCGUCAAAUACGAGUACGUGAGAUCGAGAAGUCCUUUCCAGUCCUCGUCCUCGAUGCUCGCAAGUGACUUUUCUCGAUUCGAAUCGCGUGAAAUCGCGUUAAAUAGCGGCGACAUCGGUCAAGAUGCGCUGGCAUAACCUCCGCGCUGUGUAAACUAUCAUGAAUCUUGCCAUCGAAGUGCUCAUUUGUCAGAAGACAGUCCUAGACUGAACGGCGGACAUGUAAGACCUAUGUCACAGCCAGAGGCGACAUUUACUCUCUUUUAGAAUCACACAAAAUAGUUUGUAUCUAUCAGCCACCCAUCUCUCCUCCGCUCCGCUUCUUCUGCUUCCGUCGUAUAUAAUUCCCGGUCUUCAAGUCCGUCCGUCCACGUGUUGAAAUCUGUUUUUUUUUCUCUCUCUCUCUUUCUUGAAAUUGCAACGCGUACAAGUCCCCUCUUUCAACUUUAACUGGCAUAUCGGAUCCGUAACCCAGACUGUAGAAGACCGAUUAUCAAUCAAUGAUACCCACGGGAACGACUGAUUGUCAAGGGUCAAACGUCGUGAAAAUUCAACACCAUCGAAAAAAUUGAUCGAAAGCGAUUGACGAGCGAUUGGGAAACACUAACCUCUCGGACGACUUGAAAAUUGACGGAGUCGCAGAAAAUUUUCAAGCCGAGUCAGACGACCACCGACGGGACUGGACAACGCGUUUCUCCACAUCUGCCGCCGCGAAUCCUCGGAGAGCAGGCUCGUGCCCCGGUUUCGAGGAGAUUUGAUAUGGAUGUAGACUCAAACGACAACAGCAAAGACACAGACCUGUGCGAAACGAACGCUCAACGAUUGAUCGCCGAGAGCGGUGCCCGAUGUAUGAGCACGCAAGCGAUGCAAUCGCUCUAUGACUUCCGCCAGAACAACCUUCUUUGCGACGCGGUCCUGAGACUCGAGGAUGGAGGCGUUUUCCCCAUUCACCGCGCCAUUUUGUCGGCUUGCAGCCCCUACUUUAGAACAUUAUUCACAACGACGUUGCACUCGCGCGAGAAAACGGACGUGCUUUUGCCCGGUGUCAGUAGCAACAUGAUGAAUCUGCUCCUCGAGUACGCUUACCUACGUUCCAUCAACGUGAACAACGAAAACGUCUGCCAGCUGCUGGUCACCGCCGAUUACCUGAACAUCCUCGGCGUGCUGGACUUCUGCUGCGAGUAUCUGAAGCAGAAUCUGGCACCGGGGAAUUGCAUCAGCAUCAUGAGGUUCGCCAGGGAACACUUUUGCAAAGGAUUGGAGAACGACGCGUAUCGUUACGUCAUGAGACAUUUUGUACAGGUAGCUCAACGAAGCGAGGAGAUCCUCGACUUGCCGAUCGAAGAGCUAACCACGCUGAUCGGUGCCGACGAGCUGAACGUGAAGAGCGAGGACACGGUCUGGGAUCUGGUAUUGAAAUGGAUCAACUACGAUCCACAAUCGCGGAAGGACUACAUCGUCGAUCUGAUGAAGAACAUUCGCCUCGGCCUGCUCGACACGCAGUUCUUCCUCGAGAAUGUCAAGGAUCAUCCGUACGUCACUGGCAACGACGCUUGCCGGCCGAUCAUCAUCGAGACACUGAAAUUCUUGUACGAUCUGGAGAUCAUCACGCAAAAGGACGGGGAAGUACCGACGCCGAAAAUAGCGCGGCCGAGGGUCCCCCACGAGAUACUGUUCGCGAUAGGUGGUUGGAGUGGUAGAAGUCCGACGAAUUUCAUAGAAACCUACGACACUCGAGCUGAUCGGUGGGUCAAGGUGGAGGAGGUGGAUCCGAUCGGGCCACGUGCGUAUCACGGGACAGCGGUGGUCGGCUUCAACAUUUACGUGAUCGGCGGUUUCGACGGCGCGGACUAUUUCAACAGCUGUCGUUGCUUCAACGCUGUUACCAAAACGUGGAGGGAAAUCGCGCCGAUGAACGCCCGUAGGUGUUACGUUAGCGUGGCAGUGCUCAACGAUCUGAUCUACGCGAUGGGAGGAUACGACGGAUAUUAUCGGCAGAGCACCGCGGAGCGUUACAACUACAAGACGAACCAAUGGUCCCUGAUAGCGCCCAUGAAUUGUCAAAGAUCGGACGCCAGUGCAACUACUUUGAAUGACAAAAUUUACAUCACGGGCGGAUUCAAUGGCCACGAGUGUUUAAAUUCAGCCGAGGUGUACGAUCCAGAAACCAAUCAGUGGACCAUGAUUGCUCCGAUGAGAUCGCGUAGAAGCGGAGUGUCUUGCAUAGCUUAUCACGGCAACGUAUACGUUAUCGGAGGUUUCAACGGGAUAUCAAGGAUGUGCAGCAGUGAGAAGUACAAUCCUACGACGGAUAUUUGGAGCUCGAUUCCCGAUAUGUACAACUCGCGCAGCAACUUCGCGAUCGAGGUGAUCGACGACAUGAUUUUCGCCAUCGGCGGAUUCAACGGCGUUACCACGAUCUAUCACGUCGAGUGUUACGACGAAAAAACGAACGAGUGGUACGAAGCGACAGACAUGAACGUGUACCGUUCGGCGCUGUCAGCCUGCGUGAUUAUGGGCUUGCCAAAUAUAAACGAUUACAUCCACAAACACCGUGAACGUUUGAUGGAAGAGAAACGACAGAAACUGUUGGCACUGGAAGUGCACCGCAGUCAACAUCAGCAAGACCAAAUGCUGCAGAACAGCGAGAAUUCCUUGAGCAACGAAAUACCCGUACCACCUCCAAUGCCUCCAAAUAACAAUUCCAGCAACGAACAUCGACGAAAUUGACAACAACCACGAAUAACGAAACAUUUACAAUGGGGUUACGGCCAAUCGGAUGGACGAUAGUCCACGUGACAGAACGACGAAUAUUCAGAACGAUUGAUUAGCCGAAAAAACAAUAACGAUAAAUUGGAGGCAGUUCGUAUUAAUAGGAACAUUUUACUGGUUUUAUAUUUUUCGGUUUAUCGAGAACGCUUGAUGAAAGAGGAUGAAACAAUUCAUACAAAUUUCGAACGACGAAGUAAACGAGGGUAAGGAUAAGAAAAUCUCAUUGGGAAGGCAAGAUAUCAUUCACGAUGAAGAGGGAUGGGUUUUUUUUUUUUUUUUGAAACUGAAUUUUGGUUUUUGAAACGGCAACUUGAGAAAAAAAACGGAAUAUUUUCAGAUUCGUAUUUUUUCUGAAUAUAUUGGACACGUUGGAGAUGUGUGUUCUUUUUAUUUUUAUACACGAGACAUGUUUUUAUUACCUGUAUUUGUGAUGCGAUUUUUUUACGACGUUUUAUUGGAUGAUUUUAUACGUAUAGAACGAAUUUUGAAAGGCAAUUGUGUUAUAAAGAUGAGGAACGAUCUGUGACAUCUUUACACGUUAAUUAACGUUGACGAAAGAUAUUUACAAAAGCUGUUGAAAUGGAACUUUACAACGAUCAAUAAAAAGACAUUAACAAAUUACGUGGUUUUUCACUUUUCGUCGAUGGUUUUAUUUAAUAAAAAGUUGAUCGAAAAUUAAUGAAUCAUCAACAGUGA